Dioscorea cayenensis subsp. rotundata (Guinea yam) is the source of this 2256-nucleotide messenger RNA. RefSeq lists its product as uncharacterized. Lineage: Eukaryota; Viridiplantae; Streptophyta; Magnoliopsida; Dioscoreales; Dioscoreaceae. The coding region runs from base 92 to 2158 and encodes 688 amino acids. The transcript is spliced from 6 exons. The record is from RefSeq and is a predicted model, not a curated record.
UAAUCCAGCUGCAAAGUUAAGAGAGGACCACAAACAUUCAAUGAACAAUGGUGUAAUAUAAUGAGAUCAUGCAUGAGCUCAAGUAACAGCAAUGGCUACUCAGUUCUCACAAGACUACUACAGUUACAGUAUGAGAUCAGCUGUCUGUGAAUCAAAGUUCAGAGAAUCAUCAUCUUCUUUGCAAAUGGCUCAUGAGGAAAGGAACACUGAGUUGCAGCUUGUUCGGGUUUCGAAUGAUGCUCAUAGGUUGACAGAGAUGAUUGAUUCAUUGUUUAAAUCUUCGAAGCUUGAUAGGCGGGUGAAGGAUGUAGCUAGAGAACUUCUUAGAGGUGCGAUGGAUCUUCAGGAGUCGUUGGUGAUGCUUGGGAAGCUCCAAGAUGCGUCGAAGCAAUUGGCGAAGACAACAAAGAAGAAUGUGGCUGCAGUUGAUGGUGAAAGAGAAGCACGGCGUUCUGUUGAUGGUUCGUCAUCGAGGGACUGUAUUGACGAGCUCCGAAGAGUAAUCAGAGACAGCUUUCAGAAGCAUAAUCUGUUGUCUAGAUCUCCGGAGGAUGAAAGAGCUUUGUCAAGCCGAUCUAUGAGGUUUAAUCCUGAAACUGAAUUGAGAGAUGAGCAUUGUGAACGAAGCCGUGAUGGAUUUGGUUCAAAUAAGAAAGUAAAAGCUCCAAAUUUAAUUGCGAAGCUUAUGGGGCUUGAAGAAGUACCUUUGGAUGAGACGAUGUCGAGCUUAAAGCCUCUGAGAACUCCGACAUUUGAUGAUCAUAUGCCUAAGGCUAGGAAAGAGCAGGUGAUGGAGAGAAGUCCUGAUCUGCAGAAAAAAACACUGCAAGACAUCAUUGAGAAAAUGCAAUUCAAAGGAAUUUUGAAGAAUGGGCAAGCUGAAGAUUUCAGAAUUGAACCAUUGGCCCCUAAUUCUUCGCCAUUGGAACGAUACAGAAGUGGCCGCCUUCAUUACGACGAUGAACACCCUGCCUAUAGUUAUCAUGAAGCCUUUGAAGCCACCAAAGAGACCAAGACUGUUGCAAUAGGAAGUAUGAAGAUUAUUGAGAAGCCAAAAGUGGAUUAUGCCAAAAAGUUUACAGCCUUGGAUUCCCAAAAAGAACAAGCAAAAGAAGAAUUUAAGACUCACAAAAAGACAGUAGACAGGCAAAAACCAUUGCUCACCAGAAGAAAAUCAGCGGAGAAGGAAGUGAAGGUCAGAAGGCCGGCGGCUUUGUUUCAAGAAAAUACCUCUAAACAGUCACACAUGCUUGAGAAGAAACCUUCACUUGAUAAGAGCAAUCUUUCUGCACAGGCAUCUGCUUUGCAGAAACAUAAAUCCAACAAUCUGAUGAAAGAUUCAACAAAGAACUCUUCGUCAAGAAAAAAGAAGACAGCUGAAGCUAAAUCAGUGAAAACAUCCGCAAUCAAUGCUGCAAUUAAAGAUAGCACAAAGAGUAAAGAUGAUGGCAAAGUGAUCAAACCAUUAUGUGAAACUGCUGCAAUUUCAACAUUGGUGAGUAGCGAUUUGUCUGCAACUGGUGAAACUAAACAAGCAGAGGUGAACCAAACACCCUGCAGCAAAGAAGAACAGAAAGCAGUCGGUGAAGUUUUGCCAAAGAUCAUCUCAGAAGAAAGAUGCUUAGCAUUGUCAGGCGAAGCUACUCCAUGGUAUGAAAACAAACCAACAGUCAGAGAGGACUUGAAAGGCAUUCUUUUGAGCAGCCAAACAUUCCUCAAGGAUGCACAGAAGUUCAUUAGUCCUAAUGGACACCAACCAAUAUACAGAAGGAAAAACAUCGAGGCAGCAGGAGCAAGAGACGCUAAGCUUUUCUUGGAUUGUGCAAUUGAGUUAAUGGCACGGAAAAGCCACCAGAAGGAGCUUUUCUAUCACUCUCUAGAUCCAUUGUUGUCAGAGAUUAGCAGAGCAUUUGAAAAGCUUACAACUUACAAUGCAAUUGAUGCUGAUGCAACUUAUGAAGAUACUCUUUACGUGCGGUUAGAGAAAGAUCUCAAAUGCAAAGACAUACUGAUAAAUUCUAUGUGGGAUGUUGGCUGGUCUUAUUGUGUUUGCAUAGAAGAAGUACAGCAAGUGGUCCACAUAGUCGGGGAGUUUAUCUUGUUCUGGCUUAUUGAAGAAAUUGCUAAAGAAAUACUACUGUUUUCUUGUUGCUCUUAAGAUUUCUGAAGUUUAUUAAUAGUGUAUAUUGAGCAAAUGCCAACACACACAAUAUUUCACAGCAAUACAUAUACUAGAGUGAUACAAUUUUUAAAAAA